AUGUAUGAGAGUAGCAAGACACUGGUGAGAUGUGCAGCGGAUGACACAGAGGAGUUUGAGGUUACGGUGGGACUGCAUCAAGGAUCAGCGCUUAGCCCUUUUUUGUUUGCAGUCAUUAUUGAUUGUAUGGCGGGAGAGGUGCAGAGGGAGGCCCCGUGGGAUAUGGUAUUUGCAGACAACGUUGUGGUGAGUACAGAGACAAAGAAGGAGGUAGAACAGAGGCUGGAGUUAUGGAGAGAGGCGAUGGAAGUACGAAGUAUGAAAGUGAGCAGACAGAAUACCGAAUAUCUGAAAAUGAAAGCUGGGGAGGAAGAGGAAGAGCAGGAGGAGGAAAGGAUAGUAAAAAUGCAAGGUGAAGUUGUUAAACAAGUGGAAGAGUUCAAGUAUUUGAGAUCCACUUUGCAGGCAGAUGGAAAGUCAGAGAGGGAAGUUACGAAACGGAUACAGGCAGGAUGGGGAGCAUGGAAGAAAAUAACAGGCGUGAUGUGCGACAGAAAUGUUUCAGACGCUGUGAAGGGAAAGAUGUACAAGACGAUGGUGGGACCAGCGAUGAUGUACUGGAUGGAGACGUUAAACUUUAACAAAGGCGCAGGGAGGAAAGAUACAAACUGUGGAGAUGAAAAUGUUAAGAUGGCCGCUGGGAAUCACAAGGCGGGAGAGAAUGAGAAAUGA
Penaeus monodon (black tiger shrimp) is the source of this 672-nucleotide messenger RNA. RefSeq lists its product as uncharacterized. Bases 1 to 672 code for a protein of 223 amino acids. Lineage: Eukaryota; Metazoa; Arthropoda; Malacostraca; Decapoda; Penaeidae. The transcript has a single exon. The record is from RefSeq and is a predicted model, not a curated record.